This is a messenger RNA of Penaeus vannamei (Pacific white shrimp), 496 nucleotides long. RefSeq lists its product as uncharacterized. Lineage: Eukaryota; Metazoa; Arthropoda; Malacostraca; Decapoda; Penaeidae. The record is from RefSeq and is a predicted model, not a curated record.
UUCAACAGUAGCAAGUCACCCAGCGACCAUGGGGCAGUAUCGAGGUCUUCUGAGUGUGGCGUGCGUUGCGGCCCUCCUAUGCCUGGCAGCGGCGUACCCCAGGCCUGGAGGAGGUUAUGGUCACAGGCAGAGCUAUGGUCAGAGCAUAGUCACAGUUAUAGUCACAGUUAUAGUCAGAGCCACAAUUAUGGCCACAAUUAUGGAUACCACCAACCGACCGUCACCAAAGUCAUCCAGCCAGUCGUCACAGUGAGGGAGGUCGUGACGCCGGUCGUUACGAAGGUCGUGCGGCCAGUCAUCACAAAAGUCGUGAAAAAAGUCGUCUCUCCGGUCCAUGUUGGAGGUGGAUAUGGAGGUGGAUAUGGAGGUGGAUACGGGGGUGGAGGAUACGGUCACAGAUGGUAGUGGAUAUUGUUUUUGGUGGAGAGGGUGGAAGGAGGAAGAGAGAGAGUGAGAGAGUGAGAGAGUGAGAGAGUGAGAGAGUGAGUGAGAGAGA